GCAGAAAAAACAACAACAACAACCAUGAACUUGCUAUUGAGAAGAAGAGUUCCGUCAUCAUUACCAUCAACAUCGUACUUACGAAAUUGUUGUUUUCUAAGUCAUGAAGUCUGUUCAACAUCAAGAAAUCCCUUUUCGACUGCUUCUCGAUUUUAUGCUGGUCCUGUUCUAACUAACUCCAGACAAGAAAAUGAUCAUCAUCAUCAUAAACAAAAGCAACAGCAACAGCGACAGGCAGUUUUUCAUUCACAAGCAUUUUUUAAUCGAAAUUUUUUACCGUCGCAUCGUUUUAAAAGUUCUCAAAGAAGUUCUGGAGGCUCAUCGUCAAGCUUCUUCAAUGAUAACUUGUUUGCAACACUGUCUGUCGGUUUACUACUUGUCGGUUGUUAUGCCUUUAGAUGGUAUAUCAACUUGGAACCUGAUUUUAGUCUACCGAAGAAGAAAAAGCAGGAAAAUUUAGAACACUCACGACCUUCACUUGAAAAAGAAUAUCCGGUGUCAGACGAUGCGUUGUCAGAAAAAUCAGAAAAGCAUCCUACUGUUGAAUCAAAUAAAAUUGCUACUCCCCCAGUUGUUAAUAUGGCGACAACUACAACUACAGAUUCAGUGGUUGUUCAUUCAAAUGUUAUUGCAGAAGAAGGAGAAAAAGAACAGUUGUCGAAAACUAAUGAGGAUAAUAAAGUCGAUGUAGAAAAAGUUGCUAUGGAUACGGAAUUUCAUGAUGAAGUUCCUGAGGCGCUUGUCUAUGUUAAGCCAGAAGACAAAGCAUUUCCUACACACGUGCCGUACAUUAUUGUUGGCGCUGGAGCCGCAGGAAUGUCAGCGGCUCGUUCAAUUCGCGCUUCAGAUCCCACGUCGAGAGUUUUAUUGAUUGCUGGCGGUGCUAGUGGAUCAGGCAGAACAUCUGAACCGGGGAUUGAAGAAACCUCUUAUGUAGAACCACCUCCGUAUUUAAGACCACCGCUGAGUAAAGAGCUGUGGAAUCGAACACCGAGUAAAGAAAAAAAGCUGCUACGAAGUGAUGGAGAUAUACGUCGACACUCUUGGCUCUAUUAUGAACCGGAUAGUUUCUUUUUAAAACCAGAAGAUUUAAGCGCUGUACAAUACGGUGGAGUGGCUCUAGUUCGAGGAGAUCCAGUAGUUCGCCUGGAUCCUGAUAGACAUAUAGUCUUUUUAGCAUCUGGUCGACAAAUAACCUACGAUCGAUGUCUUUUAGCCACUGGUGGCACGCCAAAACGUCUGAAGGAACUAGAAGUAUGCAGUCGAACUGGAAUCGAUUUGACGGAUACUGGACAUGUCUCAUAUUUCCGUAAUAUGGCAGAUUAUCGACGUCUCAGAGAUCUUGCCGACAAACUUCGUCAAACUGGUGGUCGGAUAGCUGUUAUCGGUGGUGGUUUCCUUGGUAGUGAAUUAUCUGUGAGUUUAUUGAAACAACCGCCAAAGUCAACAGAUGCCAGUACAACGACAACAACGCCGCCGACAACGACGAAGGAUUCCCCAGAUCCAAUACAAUCAAAAUUGUCUGUUAUACAUGCAUUCCGUGAAACAGUCCCUAUGAGCAGUGUACUACCACCGUGUCUGGCUUCAGCUGUCGGACGUUUUGAAUCAAGUAAAGGCGUGGAGUUGUGGAGUUCUUCAGAUGUUGUCGGCUUGUCACUUGUACCCGAAAACAAAACACAUACUACUACUACUACUACACAAGCUACUGUCAAAGAACAGGCUAAAUUUGUCCCCAUGGGAACAGUUGCCGCUAGUACAAGUAGCUCUGAACGUGUUCGUUUGCGUGUUCGUCGUAGCGUAUCAGGAAUUGAAAGAGUCGAAGAAGUUGAUGUGGAUCAUGUUGUUUGUGUUAUCGGCAUCGAUCCAAAUACAGAUCUCUCUUCAGAGGCAGGUCUAGAAGUAGAUCCGAAUAAUGGAGGAUUUUUAGUCAAUGCAGAACUAGAAGCCAGACAAGGUGUUUACGUCGCCGGUGAUGCUGCCUCCUAUUGGGAUCCAAUUGUUGGUUGUCGACGGCGCGUUGAACAUCUCAAUUUCGCUGAAGAAGCUGGAUCGCUGGCUGGUAAAAAUAUGGCUGCCUCUUUGUUAACAUCUGGAGGUAAUAAUUCACCGCCGCCUAGAACUGCAUCGUCAUCGCAUUAUCAACAUCAGUCGUCUCUAUGGUCUACUCUUGGCCCUGAAUUGUCCUGGGAUGCAGUUGGCCUGAUCGAUUCACGUCUACUAUUAACACGUGGAUUUUUCGCCUCCCCCGAAGAUGACAAUAAUGAUACUUCCACGGAGAAAACAACUUCUACACCUCGACCUUUCUCAAGUCUUGUUCCUGAUGCUAAUCUUGGACGACUCACCAAAGGGGUUGUCUUUUAUUUAACACCAAAAGAAAAACGUCUUGUUGGCAUCUUACUGUGGAAUAUGCCAGAUGAAGUCUAUUCGGAUAAAGAUUAUCCCGGGCCGAGUCGUUUGAAUCUAGCCCGGAGUAUACUUGCUGAACGUCAUAUAAUUGGUGGCGGUAAUGGUAAUGAUAAUGAUAAAGAAAAAGAGAAAAAUGAUCUAUGCGAAUUAGCCAGUCGAUUUGAUAUCUAUGGUGAGAUAUCGGAGGAAUAUGCGCAAUUACAAGAGUACAUUAAGAGGAAAGGCUUAGAUAUGGCUAAAGUAAAUGAAAAUGAUAAUAAUAAUAACAAUGAUAAUAAUAAUAAGGGUGAAAGCGUUGACAAUAAGGAUAGUGAUAUUAGUCAACCUUAAUAAUAAUAAUAAAUAAUCCUUCAGAUGGCCAUUUACAGAAACAGAGACAAAAAAGGAAAGACUUCACCAACGAAAAAAAACAGUCUAGUUAUUUUUUUGUCUUGUUUUGAUAAUUUCUCUGUCUCUAAAUGUGUGUUGUACAAAUAUUCAAUAUUUUGUAAAGUCCCCCCAUUUUUCAUACACAACAAUGGAUCAAAUAUAGAUAGUGAUUAGAAAAUACACAUAUAUUUUAUUUGUCUUC
Messenger RNA from Trichobilharzia szidati, 2977 nucleotides. The record is from the annotation of a GenBank genome assembly. NCBI's taxonomy places the organism in Eukaryota, Metazoa, Platyhelminthes, Trematoda, Strigeidida, Schistosomatidae.